CUCAACAGACUCUUACUAGUUUCUCUUUUUCAGGUUGUGAAACUCAACCUUCAAAGACACUCUGUUCCAUUUCUGUGGACUAAUAGGAUCGUCUUUAGCAUCUGCCGGGUGUAUGCCACCCAGGCUUCUUUCUCUACGGCUCUGGUUCUUGAUUUUUGUGUGAGCCUAGGAGGUGCCUAAGCUCCGUUGGCUCUAGAUUCUUGGCUUUCCCCAUCAAUGCUAUCCAAAGCAUCUGAAGCUAUGGCUCGCAGUUGUCAGUUGAUGCAGGAUACACCACUCAGGCUCAUUCUUCUCUUUGUGCUGCUGAUUCGUCUUUCACAAGUGUCUUCAGAUGUUGAUGAACAAGUGUCCAAGUCAGUGAAAGAUAAGGUAUUGCUGCCUUGCCGUUACAACUCUCCUCAUGAAGAUCAGUCCGAAGACCGAAUCUACUGGCAAAAACAUGACAAAGUGGUGCUGUCUGUCAUCGCUGGGAAACUAAAAGUGUGGCCCGAAUACAAGAACCGGACUUUAUAUGACAACACUACCCACUCUCUUAUCAUCCUGGGCCUGGUCCUUUCAGACAGGGGCACAUACAGCUGCGUCGUUCAAAAGAAGGAAAGAGGAACUUAUGAAGUCAAACACUUGGCUUUAGUGAAGCUGUCCAUCAAAGCUGACUUCUCUACCCCCAACAUAACUGAGUCUGGAAACCCAUCUGCAGACACUAAAAGGAUUACCUGUUUUGCUUCCGGGGGUUUCCCAAAGCCUCGCUUCUCUUGGUUGGAAAAUGGAAAAGAAUUACCUGGCAUCAAUACAACAAUUUCCCAGGAUCCUGAAUCUGAACUGUACACCAUUAGUAGCCAACUAGAUUUCAAUACGACGCGCAACCACACCAUUAAGUGUCUCAUUGAAUAUGGAGAUGCUCAAGUGUCAGAGGACUUCACCUGGGAAAAACCCCCAGAAGCCCCUCCUGAUGGCAAGAACACACUUGUGCUCUUUGGGGCAGGAGUCGGUGCAGUAAUAAUAGCAGUCAUCGUCGUCGUCGUCCUCAAAUGCUUCUGUAAGCACAGAAGCUGUUUCAGAAGAAGAAAUGAGGUGAGCAGAGAAACAAACGCCAGCCUUAACUUCGGGCCUGAAGAAGCAUUAGCUGAACAGACUGUCUGAAGGUCUCAUCUACAUUUGCAACUGACCUCUUCUGUAAAGGACUUCAGAAACCUAGUACUGCCCUGCUCUGCAGACACGUGUUCUCUAGGUGAAGCCUCUCCAGUGGUUUGCAGAAGGAAACUCAGAGGAAUGAACUGCCUACCACAGAAGUUCUGCUGAUUCUGAGGACAUAGUUUAGAGACUCAAUUCUUUGGAAAGGACAUUAGGGACCACACACACACACACUCGAUACCUUAGGAUAGGGUUCUACCCUAUCCUCACAGUGACAAAGAAUCACUCUGUGGCGGAGGCAGGCUUCAAGCUUGCAGCAAUCCUCCUGCACCAGUUUCCUGAGUGCCAGACUUCCAGGUGUGAGCUAUGGCACUUAGCAGAACACUAGCUGAAUUAAUGAAGACACUGAGGUUCCAGGAGGGAACCUGAAUUAUGAAGGGGAGUCAGAAUCCAGAUUUCCUGGCUCUACCACUCUUAACCUGUAUCUGUUAGACCCCAAGCUCUGAGCUCAUAGACAAGCUAAUUUAAAAUGCUUUUAAUAAGCACAAGGUUCAGUUAGUAUGGGGUUCAGGAUACUGCUUACUGGCAAUAUUUGACUAGCCUCUAUUUUGUUUGUUUUUUUAAGGGACAAUGACUGUAGUGUAAUUUGUAGGAAACAUGUUGCUAUGUAUACCCAUUUGAGGGUAAUAAAAUGUUGGUAAUUUUCAGCCAGCAUUUUCCAGGUAUUUUCCUUUUUAUCCUUCAUG
This is a messenger RNA of Mus caroli (Ryukyu mouse), 1877 nucleotides long. It is a transcript of the gene Cd80, whose product is annotated as CD80 molecule. Gene Ontology annotation, molecular function: coreceptor activity. The record is from RefSeq and is a predicted model, not a curated record. Gene Ontology annotation, cellular component: external side of plasma membrane. Gene Ontology annotation, biological process: negative regulation of T cell proliferation; positive regulation of T cell proliferation; T cell costimulation. Lineage: Eukaryota; Metazoa; Chordata; Mammalia; Rodentia; Muridae.